Molecule: messenger RNA, 6736 nt
Organism: Struthio camelus australis
Lineage: Eukaryota; Metazoa; Chordata; Aves; Struthioniformes; Struthionidae
Gene: CAPN13
Product: calpain 13
Biological process (GO): proteolysis
Cellular component (GO): cytoplasm
Molecular function (GO): calcium ion binding; calcium-dependent cysteine-type endopeptidase activity
Source: RefSeq, a predicted model, not a curated record
UCAGCAUUUGAGCUGAUCUGAACCCGCUCACGUGUGUAACCUGAGAAACCCCACCGGCUCUGAAAGGAGGACGGAGGCUGCAGCAGCGGGCUUGUGCGGGGCACCGGCGCGCCAGCUGGGCGAGCCUGGCGUGCCGCCAGGAGAGCAAAUACAUGCGCCUUUGCUCUUUGCCGUGUUGACACGUGCUGACGUGUUUGUUAGUGUCAUUAGGGUUUCGUACACCCUUUGUAGGGUGGCGUGACAGGCCCUGGCUGUGAGGCCCUGGCCUGCUGCCGUGGGCAGCCCUCACUGACGCUGGCCCUGGGUAGCCACCAGCCUAUGCGGUGCCUUGACAGCGUGUUUGGGUGAGUCAUCUGGGCGAGCGGGCAAGGAGGACCACCAGCUAGCUGUCUGAGUGGGAGACUGGCAGCCCGUCCUGGCUGGCAUGUUACAAACGACCCGAUGCCGAGGAAGCAGGAGCUGCACCGUGCACUUUGUCAGCAAAGGCUCAGGAGAGGUCUGGGAACUGCAAACGUUUCCCGUAAGCUACCGGUCUGUAGGUCAUGAAUUCUUCGUUAAAGGGUUGCAGAAAUGAUUCAGAGAAACGAACAAGGGUGAGACUGCUGCAAACUGUUCACACCAAGCCAAAGGCAAAACAAAGAAGCGUGGAAUAAAUUAUUUUGUGCCAACAGAGCUUCAACAAGUGCUGGAUGCAGAAUUGCUAAACAAGGGCAAACAGACUGAUGAAAGCAAGAAUUUCAUUUUGAUAUUCCUUCCACGGAAGACUGGCUGUAACAAAGCACCCCUUGCCAUGUUUCAUUGAAACAAUCUUCAAUGCCCCUGUAUGAAGAGGGAGAGGAGGGACACCAAGAAAAGGGGCACAAUGCUCUCCCCCAAAUCUUCUAGGAGGUUAGGGCAAGACUGGCAAACAACGGGGGCAGCUGGAAGCCUCCAGAAUCUGAAGAAAUUUAAUAAUCAGGACUUCAGCCUCCUGCGAGCCUCGUGUCUGAGCCAAGGCCUGCUGUUUGAGGAUGCCACCUUCCCAGCUCAUGUCAGCUCCAUUGGUCCCAACCUACUCCCAGAGGACAAGCUGUGGCGUAUACAGUGGAAGAGGCCAACUGAGCUUCAGAGAAAUCCGCAAUUGAUCAUGGAUGGAGUGAGCAGAUUUGACAUAAUGCAAGGAGAAAUAGGUAACUGCUGGAUGCUGGCUGCCCUGGGCUCCCUGACGCUGCAGAAGCGAUUUUUGGAAAACGUUUUACCAAAGGAUCAAGGAUUCCAGGAUGAUUAUGCUGGUAUUUUUCAUUUCCGGUUCUGGCAUUUUGGAGACUGGGUGGAUGUAGUGAUAGAUGACCGGCUGCCUUUGCUAAAUGGGAGAUACCUGUCUGUACAUCCUCGAACAUCAAACGAAUUCUGGCCAUCCUUGCUGGAAAAAGCAUAUGCCAAAUUGUGGGGCUCCUACCAGAACUUGCACGGAGGAUACAUUUCCAAUGCUUUAGUUGACUUCACAGGUGGAGUCCAAGUACAGUUUUCAUUAAAGGACCCUCCUUCUGAUCUGCAGAAGAUACUGAAAGCAGCUGACAGAUCACAGUGUCUGAUGGGGUGUAGCACCUCAGGACAGUUGAGGAACAUAGAGCUGAGAAAUGGGAUUGUGCAGGGUCACGCCUACACUGUCACAGGAGCUACGAAGAUACGCUACAAGAAUGGCUGGGUGUAUAUCAUCAGGAUCUGGAAUCCUUGGGGGCAUGGGGAAUGGAAGGGCCCCUGGAGUGAUGAGUCUCCCGAGUGGGAUCAUGUUGAGCCUAAAUACAAAGAAGUCCUCUACAGAGAAAAAAACGAUGGAGAAUUCUGGAUGUCCUGUGAAAACUUCCAGGAGCACUUUUCCUGGCUGUAUAUAUGCAACAGUACCCCAACGUUUUUGGACUUUGGAGAUCAGAACCGCACAACAUGGACUGUGGACAGGCACAUAUCCCAGCAGAGUCCAGCGCUCACCGCAGGCAGGAACAACUAUUCCCCUGGUACGCUUUUGAGGAAGUCUCGGUAUUUCUUCAAAGUGACAGAUUAUGACCCAAAAACCUAUAAUGUGGUCAUUUCACUCAUACAAAAACAUGCUGCUAAUACACUGGAUGCACAGAAAUUGAAGACUGGCUUUUUGAUCUUCAGGGAGAAUUCCAAGGUUCUGAAACAAGAUUUUGCCCUGGCCCGAGAUGUGACCAACUACUUUAUCCUGAGCCCAGGAACGUAUGCUGUCAUUCCUGUUGCAUCAGAAGACCAAGAAUUUGAAUUUCUCUUACGAAUUUUCCUGAAGAAUCAAGACUACAAUGGGGAGCCAGACUUCCCACUCAGCCCAGUGCUGCCACAGAAUGAACUAAGACUCAACCAAGACAGCCUCUAUAAGACUAUCUUCCUAAGAUACGCUAAUCAGGGCUCAACAAUUGAUGCCUCACAGCUGCAACAACUCCUUAAUGAAGAGGUCCUGCAAGAUGAAAUGGCCAUCCUGGGAGGAAGAUUCAGCUUCGAUUCGUGUAGAGGCAUUUUAGCUCUGAUGGAUCUCAACUCUAACGGAAGACUCACGCUGCAGGAGUUUGGGAGCCUCUGGAGACAUCUUGCUAAGUACACGGAUAUUUUCAAGAGGGAAGACAGAAAUCACUCUGGAUUUCUUGAUGUGUCUGAACUGAAGAGUGCGAUCCUGACAGCAGGCCUGACCAUCAACGAGCAUCUCCUCCGGCUGAUAGCCCUGCGGUACGGUGAUGCCACCAGGAGAAUCGGCUUCUCCGACUUUGCCUGCUGCAUGCUCCGCCUGGAGACCAUGACCUAUGCAUUUCAAAACCUAGCAGAGGGUGGACCACAGCUUUCGAUGACCGCAGUGGAGUGGCUGACUCUUGUCAUGUACUCCUAAAGGAAUGCCAAGGCUCAACAAGGCUGGUGCCUUUGUGCUUCUCGGCAGGACGCAGCCCAAGGCUGUUCCAUUCAAGAGCCAUCAAUGGGGAUCUCGAAAAAACAAACACUGUGAAGGGGUGAACUGGAUUUUCUUGUGGACAUUUGCUUAUACUUGACGGUAUUCAGAUGUCUGGAUAGGGAUUGCAUCUCAGGCAAACGGGAAUCGGUCUAGAGAGAGAGGAUGGAGACAAAGAAAUAGAUCCAUGGGAAAACUAGGAGUACCUAACUGUACUUAAUGGGUUCAGGCAGGCUGGAAAUGCUAACUGUCAGCUCCUUCUCUCAUCCUCAUGUAAAGAAUAUGGCAGAUUCUCCUGGCUAACGCAUGGAAGCCAGGAACAGCUCCACUAACUCUGUUGCAAGUAAGAACAGAAUCCGGCCUUUUAUUUGUAAAGAGUGUCUAUUGCUCAGGUAACAAAAACAAUUAUGACAUAGCCCCAUUUCUAAAUGCUAGAAAAAGAUUGAAGAAAUUAAUCGGCGAUCUUAAAUAACACCAGGGCUUUGCAAUGUCUGUUGCUUUUUAUUAGAAAAGUAUCUUGUCCAUAUUUAAAGUUUAUCAGCUGCAGAGAUUACAUUUCAUUUGCCAUGGCAAUGAAGAGGAGUAUUAGACAUGCAGAAUGGAUUGUUAAUUAGGCUUUUUUUGAUUUCCAGCAGAUAAACUUGUCUCUUCCCAGUCAGUUCUUAUUUAUCAGAACUGUAUUCUCUUUCUCUGUCCUGAUGUCUUUAAAGCUGUAGCGCUUCUUCAGAUAUAUUUCUUGUUUAACUUAAAUCUGCUAAAUAACUAUAACCUUUUUGUAGCCCAUACACAAACUCUGCUUUCAUACUUUUAUCAUGAUGAUAAAAGCAAACCUAGUGAUUUAUUCCACUCAACUACUAAGAAAAAAAAUCCCUGAAAACUAUUUGUGAAAAAUGCCAAAGAGAAGGAUGCAAAUGUCAAUGGAUGAAAGCCAUUCAGGGUUGUCAUGGAAAUAUCAUUCAUUCCACAACCUACAGCACAAGUUUCCAUCAUGCCUUCCACAUAUAAGCAACAGAUUUGCUCAUUUGGCAGUGAGACAUUACAUGCUGGAUCAACAGCUCUGUUAGAAGACAAAGAAGGGCCCUGCCUCUCUGUUAGGCUAUGAUCAGUCAGAUGCAGUGUCCACGUGCUGCAGCUUGCGGAACAUUACUCACAUAAGGAGGUCUUACAUAAGCUGUAAUUUCAAACUUUAACAGAAAACGUGGGGAAGGCGGAAAGGGAAAAAUCAGCAAAAUCAGACAAUUUCAAUAGUUUUCAGUCAUUUCUAAGCAAACCAAUUCUUUUUCCAAAGUGUGACUUAUGCAAUCCAACUGAAAUCCAAAAUGUUAAGAAAGGUGUCUGAAAAUAAAAAACAGUUGAUAAAGAAAAAAGACAAUUAAAACAGGCGGUCAUGGAAAAAUAAAUAUGCUUUGCUAAAAAGGCAUAUUAGCAAAUUUGUUUCAGAGAAGUAUGCUUGUUUAAUUUAGCCUAGGAUUUCAAAAAGUGUAGGUAGAAAUGUGAAACUACUUUUGUACAACGUACUGUCAUGCAGUACAGGGAUGCUCAAGCUGGCUUAAAGCUGCUGGGAACAAGCUAUUUGCAGCUACACAGAAUUCACCAUGGGUUCUUACCCUGCCAGGUAAGUUGUGUAAUUCAGUUCAAGUCAACAAGCCUAAACACGUUUUUGUUGCUUGAAAGUCCUAUCUAUAACAAUAGUAAGCAAGCUGUUGAAUCUUAAGAUGAGUGCAUUAAGAUCUGUCUUAAAGAUCCUAAUUUGCACACAAUAUAUUACUUUUCCUUUUGUUAUCAUGCAUAAUUGCAUUUCUAUGGAAGGUAAUUCUGCCUGUCAUGAGACAAAGAUCCUUGCCUCUGAUAACUUGGUCUUGCCACGGGCUGACAUAUUUCUACUUUAUUAAAAAAUCCAGCAGCAGACACCACACAUCCCAUGUGAGAAACAUCACUGAUGUACAGGGCUGAAAUUUCCAAAUCAGCCUACACAUGUUUAAAAAAGUAGUUUAUCGUAGCUUUCAUAAACCUAUCUCCCAGAUUUUCAAAGACAUUUAGAUACUUAAUAUGAAGAUGGGAACAACUGGGAUUUUGAAACAUUGCAGCUGUGGAUGCUGCUCGCCAGGGUCCAUCUCUGGGCUGCAUCAAGCUGACCUUCAUGCCCUUGCACUGCCAUUAAUGUAAGGCUGGCUCUUAUGCUUGGUACUAUGUGUGGACUUUGGUCUCUGUAGCCAGGGGUCUUCAGGAUGAACCCGCAGUCCCUUUGGGUUUGUGGGUUGGAGCCUGCAUGCUGAUAUUGCACUGUGGCAGAAAGUAAUAACUCACUGUUGUCAAGCCGAGCAUGGCUGCCUGUCUGUAGCUUUAGAAGAAUUGGUAUUCCACUUGAUUUAUACUUCCAGCCAAGCUAAUUAAGCAACAAUUCAGGAGGAAUCCAUCAUUGUGACAGACUUGUUGAUUAACCAUCCCACAAGCAAAGUCAAGGGUGUUUAGUAGCCUGAAAAAAAAAGAGGUCAAUAGGGAGAAAAACAAUGAUUUGGCCAUAAUACUGGCCAAAUGUGACUAUUAUUUCCAAAAGCAACAACAAGUUUAAUACAGUUUGCAAACACAGCAGCCAAUAUUAAAAAUAAAGGCAGCUCAGAUCAACUGUGUGGUACAUAAAGAGAGAAAACUUCCAUGCCUCAGAUAACUUUAUGUGAUUAAGCUGUGAAGGCCAGCUUUAUGGUCACCCUUUUAAAAUCUCUACGUACCUUCAUCUGUGUUUGUUAACUCUGAAAUUUUAGUGCAGCCCCUGUUAGGUUUCUGACAUUUUUGGAUAUUAUCUCUAAGAAUUAUGAUAAUAUCUGCUCUAUUUUUUUUAAUGAAAAACAGCUUCUAGUCCUUGGGGACACAAGUUUGAGAAGGCCUAAGAAUGUCCCCUAGUGGAAAUCAGAGAAAGGGACUUCAAACAAAUGCUUUAUUUUGAAAUCUUCAUGAGGUUAAGAACCUCAAGAGGGUAAGAUUAUACUGAAGUAGAUGAGACUAGUGGAGCCGAACUCCUUAGGGUUGGAGAUGCGAAAAAUAGCUGGUGAAAUUAGGUGGGAUCCAAGGAAACCAUUAGUGUCAAAGGGGCUUUGGUGCCUAAGUGUCCACAGCUAACCCUGCAAGCACCUACCUUUGAAUGCAGAUCCUGAAAUCCUGGUGUUCCCUGCCUGGGUCCUGGAGGUCUGAUAUCUGGAGCCGCCCAGCAGAAACCAUGCCUAAGUCAUCUCAGAGCAGACAGAGAAGGAGCCCCUCCACUUGUCUUGCCUACAGGGCCUGAUCCUAUGCGUGUUGUAGGAGCGGGUGGCCUGCGUGCAGGCUUUCCCAGAAGGCAGAGGCACCAGAGGAUUUGUCCCUGCCACCACCACCUUUGGGUGUCCCUACAGGUUACUCAAAGGAGCAGUGCUCUAGAUGUCUCACAGUGAAACUAUUACAAUUUAUAUAGAUUCACUUUUCCAGACAAAAAGAGAGUACGUUAUUCCAAACUUCCUUCUCAGCUGAGAGGAGGGAAGAGGGGGUUCCUCCCUGGCUGUUAACCAGGGGCUGCUGCUUGCAGAUCAUUUCCUGCCUCCAGCCGCUUUCCAGGAUCCACCCUGUAAUGGGCAACUUUAUCCAGGUCACUUCAGUCAGCCUGGUUUUGCUAGAUCCCAUGGGGUUGUCACAGCAUGUCCAAGAUGAUGGAUAACAGCCCAGAUAUUUCCACUGUUUUGUUAUAAAGUGAAGCAAGCCUUUAAAAUGUGAACUAAUUAUUAAUGCUAAUGCUGUUUUUUGUUUUAAACAAUAAAAGAACCACAGCAAUCUUGA